Penicillium canariense is the source of this 765-nucleotide messenger RNA. RefSeq names its product proteasome core particle subunit alpha 1 (gene prs2). The transcript has 5 exons. Gene Ontology annotation, cellular component: proteasome core complex, alpha-subunit complex; proteasome core complex; nucleus. The record is from RefSeq and is a predicted model, not a curated record. Gene Ontology annotation, biological process: ubiquitin-dependent protein catabolic process. Lineage: Eukaryota; Fungi; Ascomycota; Eurotiomycetes; Eurotiales; Aspergillaceae. The coding region runs from base 1 to 765 and encodes 254 amino acids.
AUGUCUGGAAGCGCAGGCUACGACAGACAUAUCACUAUCUUCUCCGACCAGGGUCGUCUGUACCAAGUCGAAUAUGCGUUCAAGGCCAUCACCUCUGCAAACAUCACCUCUAUCGGCGUGAGGGGGAAGGACUGUGCUAUUGUCGUCUCCCAGAAGAAAGUGGCUGACAAACUAAUCGACCCGUCCUCCGUCUCACAUGUCUUCAAGAUCUCGCCCUCCGUGGGUUGUGUGAUGACCGGCUCGAUAGCAGAUGCCCGCGCCUCCGUCGACCGAGCCCGCGGAGAGGCUGCUGAGUUCCGCUACAAGUUCGGAUAUGAGAUGCCCUGCGAUGUACUGGCGAAGCGAUUGGCAAAUAUCAACCAGGUCUACACACAACGAGCCUACAUGCGACCACUCGGUGUGGCCAUGACCCUGAUCUCCGUCGAUGACGAGAAUGGUCCGCAGCUCUACAAGUGCGACCCGGCUGGCUACUAUGUCGGGUACAAGGCGACAUCCUCUGGCCCCAAGCAGCAGGAGGCGCAGAACUACCUGGAGAAGAAGCUGAAGAACAAGGAUGCGGCGCCCGGCAGCUGGGAGGAAGUUGUGGAGCUGGGCAUUACGGCCCUGAGCAAUGUGCUGAGUGUCGACUUCAAGAAACACGAGCUGGAGGUUGGCAUUGUGGGUGGCCCGCAAUCAGACGGCAAGGAGGGUACUACUACAGGGUUCCGGGCUCUGACAGAGGAGGAGAUUGAUGAACGGCUGCAGGCCAUAGCCGAGAAGGACUAG